AUGGCGGACCUGAACCGGCAGCUGCAGCAGUACCUGGCCCAGUCCAAAGGCGGCGGCGGCGCGAAGACCAUCUCGCAGUCCAGCUCCAGCACCACGGUGGACCUGGACGAGCCGCAGCCGGCACCCGGCAGCUGGUUCGGGCGGUGGUCCAGCCCGUGGUCCGGACAGAGCUCCAGCACAAACAGCGGCUUCUCUUGGCCGUGGUCGGCCGAGCCGGACCCCUGCCUGCCGGGCAUGAGCCGCCGGCAGCGGCUCGUGGCCUUCGGGGUGAGCGCGUCGUUCUCGGCGCUGUGCUUCGGGCUGUCGGCUCUGUACGCGCCGCUGCUGCUGCUCUACGCCCGGAAGUUCGCGUUGCUGUGGUCGCUCGGCUCGUUGUUCGCCAUCGCGGCCGCGGCGGUUCUGCGCGGCCCGAGCAGACUCGUCUCCGGGCUGCCCACGUCCCCCGGAGCCGCCGUGUACCUGUGCGCCCUCGGGGGGACCCUGUACGCGGCGCUGAGCCUCCACAGCACCGUGCUGACCGCGCUGGGCGCCGCCCUGCAGGUCGCGGUGAUCGUCGGCUACGUGGUGUCGCUUCUGCCCGGCGGCAGCGCGGGGAUCCGCUUCAUGGGAGGGAUGGCGGCCUCGGCCCUCAGGAGGACCGUCACCGGGAAGACCAUGCCCAUCUGACCGGACACCGAGGGACUGGGGGGGUCAGAGGGACCGGGUCAGAGGGUCUGGGGGGGGCAGAGGGACCAAGUCAGAGGGACUUGGGGGGUCAGAGGGACCGGGGGGAACAUUCCAGGACAUAAACAGGCUUAUUGAUUAUUGACUUGUCAGCCUGGUGUUUUUUUUAAAGUUGACCUUUGACCUGAUGAACUCACAGUGAACAAACUGAAUGUUGACCCGAGGUCACCUGUGACGUCAGCUGCUGAUUGGUGGAGGCUCUGAUGAUGGACAGCAGCUCAGAUCAGUUAUUGAGCGGGCCUCCCGUCAGUUGUGAUAUUAAUAAAACUGAAUUGUUCCAUA
Messenger RNA from Scophthalmus maximus (turbot), 1005 nucleotides. RefSeq names its product SFT2 domain containing 3 (gene sft2d3). Gene Ontology annotation, biological process: vesicle-mediated transport. Gene Ontology annotation, cellular component: membrane. The coding region runs from base 1 to 666 and encodes 221 amino acids. The transcript has a single exon. Lineage: Eukaryota; Metazoa; Chordata; Actinopteri; Pleuronectiformes; Scophthalmidae. The record is from RefSeq and is a predicted model, not a curated record.